Molecule: messenger RNA, 1707 nt
Organism: Engraulis encrasicolus (European anchovy)
Lineage: Eukaryota; Metazoa; Chordata; Actinopteri; Clupeiformes; Engraulidae
Product: leucine-rich repeat transmembrane neuronal protein 4-like
Exons: 10
Coding region: 1-1707 (568 amino acids)
Cellular component (GO): extracellular matrix
Molecular function (GO): protein binding
Source: RefSeq, a predicted model, not a curated record
AUGCAGAGAACUGUGGUGUGGUGUGGUGUGAGGAUUGGUGUGAGGAUUGGUGUGGUGUGGUGUGUCUCCAGGUUGUCGUGUGUGCUGCUCCACGCCUCUCUACUGCCCCUUGUGGUGCUGUGUGAGCGCAGCUGUCCGGCGGCGUGUCGCUGUGAAGGCAAGAUGGCGUACUGUGAGGGCGGGGCGUUCGAGACGGCGCCCGCUAACCUGAGCGCCGGGUGCCAGGGCCUCUCCCUGCGCUACAACCCCCUGCGGACGCUGCCUCCGCUGGGCUUCAGCCACCUGCCCCAGCUGGUCUGGCUCUACCUGGACCACAGCAGCGUAGCCAGCGCCGACCCACUAGCCUUCCAGGGACUACGCCGACUCAAGGAGCUCAUACUCAGCUCCAACUCCCUCUCCUCGCUCCCCAACGGCACGUUUGUCCCGGUCCCCAACCUGCGGACGCUGGAUCUGUCCUAUAACCACCUGGUGGCGCUGUUGCCGGGUUACUUCACGGGGCUGCGUAAGCUGACGUCGCUGCUGCUGCGCUCCAACACGCUGGCCACCAUCUCACUACGCUCCUUCCUGGACUGCAGAAGCCUGGAGAUGCUCGACCUCGGAUACAACCGCCUACGCAGCCUUUCCCGCACCACCUUCAUCGGUCUCCUGAAGCUGAACGAGUUGCACCUGGAACACAAUCAGCUGUCUCGCAUCACGCUGUUCCUGUUUCCACGGUUACUGAGCCUCCAGUCGCUCUACCUGCAGUGGAACCGUCUGCGCAGUGUGGAGCAGGGACAGGCCUUUGUCUGGUACACACUGCAGAGGCUCGACCUGUCAGGAAACCACCUGCAGAGCCUAGACCCAGAGGUGUUCCGCUGCCUCCCCAACCUGCAGGUCCUCAAUCUGGAAUCCAACAAGCUCUGCAACGUCUCACAGGAAGUGACGUCGUCGUGGAGUUCUGUUACCACGGUGAGCCUGGGAGGCAACUCGUGGGACUGCAGCAGCGGCCUCUGCCCCCUGGUGUGGUGGAUGCGCAACUACAGGGGCGCCAAGGACAGCGGCAUCAUCUGCAGUUCUCCUCGUGGCCUGCAGGGGGAGCGUGUCAUGGAGGCCAUGAGGAACAGCAGCCUCUGUGAGGAGGCACCCACGGACCUCCCCACCUCCUCUCCUCAUCUCUUCACCUCCUCCUCCUCCUCCUCCUCCUCCUCUCCGUCUCCACUCUCCACCUCCCCUGCGCCUGUGUUGCGACCCCAGCCCUCUCCUCCUCUGACUCGCACCCCCUCCACCCCUCCUCCCCAAAGCCCCCUUCCCCCACCCCCUAGCCCGCCCAUCUGGCCCAUUCAAAGCCCUCCUCUGCGCCCCUCCAACCCCUUCCCCCCCUCCUCCUCCUCCCCAGCUUUCCCCGAGGCCGACUUCGAGCACAUGUCCUUCCACAAGAUCGUGGCCGGGGGCGUGGCCUUGUUCCUGUCCCUCGCCCUCAUCCUAUUGGUCACCUAUGUGUCAUGGCGACGGUAUCCCGGCAGCAUGCGGCAGCUGCAGCAGCGCUCUCUCCGUCGCAAACACAAGCGUCGCCACAAGAGGGCGCUUAUGAGACAGGAGGGCAACCUGCCGUCACAGCUGCGAGAGUACUACCUGACCUACCAGAGCAGCACGGACACGCUCCACGCCCUCGUCAACGGAGGGUGCACCUGCGCCACCAUCUCGGGGUCGCGAGAGUGUGAAGUAUGA